GCUGUCACUACGUAGAAUGGCACAGUCUGUCACUCAGUCUGAGAAAAAAUUGAAUUUGUAUUAAUCAGAACUAAAAGAUCAUACAAAUUUUUGAUUUUUUUCAAAGCCUUGGAUUUUUUCAUAUUUUUCUGAUAACUAUUAUGACUUGGCCUAUCCUCCAUUUCCGGCUUGACGUCGAAUUUUGGGACACCCUGUAAACACAGACAGAACAGCUCUGCCGUCGACUAUAUCCUCCUAUAGAGCCCACGAUAAUCUAGGUAUUCGAGGUGAUUGAAGUAUAAAAGAUCGUACACACUCUUGUCUGAAGACAUAGCACGUCUCCAGGCCUUGCAAGCAUUUUGAACACACCACCUUGGGUAAGAAAUCAUUUUCAUUUACCUAAAAUGUGAAUAGUUAUAUAAUGCCUAGAUAUUAACUAAAAACAGCCUGGAACUAACUGUUAGCGCCAAGCAAGUCUGAAUUUUAUUUUGAAGCUGGAUUUUCUUGCCCUCGUCUCUGAAUAUAUGCACUUUUUCUUUUUGAGUGUUUGAAGCACAAAGUCUGCACAAUUCGUAAAAGCUAACGCGUUUGUAACCAGACAUUUGUGAGGAAAUGUUUUUAUUUCAAGACUUAAAACUUGUUUAUAAAUAUUUUUUACCCGGCCAUUGACAUUGACAAACAAAAUUCGCAAGUGACAAAGCGUCAAAAAGAGUAAACAUGAUGUUUUGGCGGCGACAUCUGUGUUCAGAAAGCUUAACUGUGCUAGCUAUUAACACUUUUAUUCAAGAUUAAUUCAGGAAACUCAGAUAAAAUGCAGAACGUAAUAUAAUUGCAACAAAAGACCUUAUACAAGAGAUUCUCAACAUUGGUAAAUUUGGCUAAUAUUUUUGGAUAGUCGAGUACAUAAUAUUUUUAGGAUUUAAAAUGGCAGACAGUCCAAUGGAACUUUUGAUAUAUUAUGUACAAUCCAGCUAUUUGUUUUUGGUAUCUGGAUAGCUUGGUCUUAUGUGUUUUGUGGCUUGGGCAUAGCUUGGAAUUCUGUCAAGGUACAUCUGUCAUAUGUCAAAAGUGUCAGAUGACAAAUCAAAAAUUUUGCUUGUAAGUCUACUUUUCAUCCUUAUUAUUAUUGAGUUUUGAAUAAAAACCGAAAAUGCCGGACCAUUUGGGAGACGAUAUGCGUAAGGUGAAAGACAAAGAUGAGCCCGAAAAGGAAAUUAAAGGUAUGCUACAUUAAUUUUUUAGACUAUGCUAAAAAUUAAUUAUCUUUUUUUAGCCCUCGAUGAAGGAGAUAUUGCACUUCUAAAGACAUACGGCCAAGGACAAUACACAAAAACCAUAAAAUCCUGUGAAGAUGAUAUCCAAAGCAUAAUCAAACGAGUCAAUGAACUCACUGGUAUCAAGGAAUCGGACACUGGCUUAGCUCCACCAGCAUUAUGGGACUUAGCUGCAGACAAGCAAACUCUACAGAAUGAACAACCACUUCAAGUGGCUAGAUGUACAAAAAUCAUCAAUGCAGAUACUGAUGAUCCAAAGUAUAUCAUCAAUGUCAAGCAGUUUGCUAAGUUUGUGGUUGAUUUGGCUGAUUCUGUGGCUCCUACAGAUAUUGAAGAGGGAAUGAGAGUUGGUGUGGAUCGUAACAAGUACCAAAUUCAUAUCCCAUUGCCCCCAAAAAUUGACCCCACAGUAACAAUGAUGCAAGUAGAGGAGAAGCCAGAUGUAACUUACAGUGAUGUAGGAGGUUGUAAGGAGCAGAUAGAGAAACUCAGAGAAGUUGUAGAAACACCUUUAUUGCAUCCUGAGAAAUUUGUGAAGUUGGGUAUUGAACCCCCAAAAGGGGUACUCCUCUUUGGCCCCCCUGGUACUGGAAAGACCCUCUGUGCCAGAGCAGUUGCCAAUAGAACAGAUGCCUGUUUCAUCAGAGUUAUAGGAAGUGAAUUGGUGCAGAAAUAUGUUGGAGAGGGGGCAAGAAUGGUUCGAGAGUUGUUUGAAAUGGCCAGAUCAAAGAAGGCUUGUCUGAUAUUCUUUGAUGAAAUUGAUGCUAUUGGAGGAGCUAGAUUUGAUGAUGGGGCUGGAGGGGAUAAUGAGGUCCAACGUACUAUGCUAGAGCUGAUCAACCAACUGGACGGUUUUGAUCCUCGCGGUAAUAUCAAAGUCCUGAUGGCUACCAAUCGUCCAGAUACCCUUGAUCCAGCCCUAAUGCGUCCGGGACGUCUUGAUAGAAAAGUAGAGUUUGGACUGCCAGAUUUGGAGGGCAGGACUCAUAUUUUCAAGAUCCAUGCCAGGUCCAUGUCUGUAGAGAGAGACAUCAGGUUUGAACUUUUGGCUCGACUGUGUCCAAACUCAACUGGUGCUGAAAUUAGAAGUGUCUGUACUGAAGCUGGAAUGUUUGCAAUCAGAGCUAGAAGGAAGGUGGCUACUGAGAAGGACUUCCUUGAAGCUGUUAACAAGGUCAUCAAGUCCUACGCGAAAUUCUCGGCUACCCCCAGAUACAUGACUUACAAUUAAUCUUUUUUCUAUGCGCUUUAUGUAAUUUGUUCGAAUUGUAAUAAUUUUGAAAAUAAAGUCAAUCGUGCUUUAUGGUUUUCUUUUAAA
Molecule: messenger RNA, 2571 nt
Organism: Acanthoscelides obtectus
Lineage: Eukaryota; Metazoa; Arthropoda; Insecta; Coleoptera; Chrysomelidae
Source: the annotation of a GenBank genome assembly